UGUCGGCAGAGGCGCACCUUGUUUUCUAUUACGUGUCCUGUAGAACACGCUCGCGUACUCCUAUAUUCUCCACGAAAAAAGUUGCGAUAGUGGUUUUAAAAAUUUCUACAUAAAUUUUCAAAUAUAAAUUAUAAAACUAUGAAUGUCAGUGCGUUUUGGAUUAUAUGAAACUGCAGUUGGGAAAUGCAUAAUGGAAGUCGAUUUUUGGUAACUGUGUGCAAUGAUUAGUGCUACUUGACGUGUUUAUGAAGACUUGGUUUUUCAACAUGACUGUACUUCUUGUUUUUGGACUUUUUGUUGUGAUAGCCACAGCGCACAACAUUACCAAGUUGGAAGUCCCUCAAUAUGGCGAUCCUCGCGAGGAGGCUCGUCUGGAGUGCCACUACGUUAACGAGAAGGGGGACCCUCCGUUGCACUCCGUCAAGUGGUACCGGGACUAUAACGAGAUUUUCCGGUUUACACCUGACCAGCAGCCCCCAAUUCGAACAUUCAACACGUCUACGGGAGCACCGCCCAGGGGAUCUUGCACGAUGCACAACUGCACGAUCUUAGUGAUUCUGCCCAUGAGAUACAACACGCGUAUCACAUUCACCUGUGAGGUGUCCACUGAAGGACCGAGGUUUGCUGUUGUUAAGCAGACCAAGAACCUGACUGUAGCUGUUGCACUGAAAAAGGAUCCAGUGAUAAUCGGCAUACCAGGCAGCGUACAGCUCGGCGAAGAUGUCACACUCAAUUGCUCAACCCAUUACGCCAUGCCGCCGGCAAACAUUGUAUGGUACAUCGAUGGGAAACCUGAAAAGUUAGAGCCCUGGAUGUCAGAUAACACGGAAGUGUCAGCCCCGGACUACGACGGGCUUCGUGCGAGUUGGAGAUUGCUUCGACUAAAGGUGAAUACAGCACGAGAUUUCAUGUCCCUGCGUUGUGAAGCCACUCAGCCGACGCGACCGCCGUAUGUGAGGUCCACAAGCGCGAACCUCAUCGUGGCGCGGACGCCGCACUUGUCUAUGUUCACAGCUUUAGGUGGCAGUCCACAUGCGGAAGCAACACGACUGAUGUUGGCAAUGUGCGGGUUACUACAUAUAUUUUCUAAAUACAGUGCCUUGAAAGUCUAGUUGAGGUGUGAUUGCAUGCUUAAGAAUGAUUGGGAUGUUUCCACUUUGGUAUAAUAAAAUAAAGUUUUUAAUGUUUCUUUAAUGGUUUCGUUUCUUUUGAGCUCAAGCUGCCAAAAAUUUUGGAAUUGUUCCAUAUUUUGGUAUAUAGUGACGGGUUCUUGUUCAGUAAUGUUGGAGAUUUCAUAAAUUACUGAAUUCCGAAUUCGGACCUAACGUGCUUAUUGAAACGGAAUGUUUGCGUACAUUGCGAACAUUCAAACAAUGAGUAGAUAUUAUCUUAUUACUUAGUCCAAUGGGAAAUGGAAAAACUAAAUAUCCAGUUCGAUAAUUUAGACUGAAUCAAUUCCGAUACGGAAGAAUAAAUACUAGUACAAAAUAGAGUUGAAUUUUAAAGCUUUG
Messenger RNA from Hyposmocoma kahamanoa, 1511 nucleotides. RefSeq lists its product as uncharacterized. Lineage: Eukaryota; Metazoa; Arthropoda; Insecta; Lepidoptera; Cosmopterigidae. The transcript has 7 exons. Bases 246 to 1112 code for a protein of 288 amino acids. The record is from RefSeq and is a predicted model, not a curated record.